AUGUCCAAUGGAUUCAUCAAGUUCGACCCGUCCCUGGUCGAUGAAAAUCGCGGCCAGGACAUCUUCAUCAUGUGUGUCGUGUUUUCCGUCCUCAUCAGCCUGUCCACCACGUCGCGCAUUGCCGUCAAGUUCGCGACCAAGGCAGGUCUCAGGGCUGCCGACUACCUCAUCAUCAUAGCCUUUGCCUUCAAUUUAACUGCCAACAUGCUCGAGAUCCAGGCCGUCCAGGCAGGGUUCGGCCGUCACCUGCAGUUCCUCACCCGCAGCCAGGUCCUCACCGUCAAGCGGCUCAGCCAGUACAACAUCCUCAUGGCCAACAUCUCCCUCUGGGCAGUCAAGAUCUCCAUCUGCUGCUUCAUCCUGGCCCUCAUACAGGGCGUCCACCGACGCACCACGUGGGUCGUCUACGCCCUCAUCGCCGUCACCACCACCGCGAGCACCUGCCAGGGCAUCUUCUGGGCUCUGCAGGCCAACCCGCUCCGCAAGCUCUGGGAGCCCGAUAUCCCCGGCGAAGUGAAGAGCAUCAAGACCCUCGUCACCUCCAUCAUUGCUUUUACGAUCAUCAACAGCAUCACUGAUCUUUUCUACGCCAUCUCGCCCAUUUACUUUAUUGGAGGUCUGCACAUAAGUCUCGGGAAACGGCUUGUGAUUAUCGGGCUAACAGGGUCGGGCUUGUUAGUCUUUGCCUCGUCGAUUACUCGCGUUGCCUUUGAUGGCGACUUUUACAAGCCAGACUUUACUUGGGCCUUGUACCGGGUGUACCUCUGCACGAUUAUAGAGCGCAACCUCGCAGAGGUCAUUGCCGACCUGCCCGCGACCUUCGCUCUUGUCCGCAACGUGCGCAAUAAGACGAAUGCCCUCUGGUCACGGAGCACUCACGGGUCGUCUACCAAGGCCUCUGAUCAUACAGGAAGCGACGCCUCCCGAUCGGGCAGCAAGGGCUUCCCGGGGGCCAACGCGCGACCUGCCAACGCCAAGUCGGACUACCAUGAGGAUGAAAAUGAGGAUGAAAUACCGCUCAGCACCUCAAUCCCGCGUAUUCCAAAAGGCAGCGGCGUCGUCCAUAUGGAGACCAGCAUCGACAUACAGGCACACAGGGUUGAUUUGCACGAGGAGCAACUAAGCCGCCAGACGCUGGUCCAUCCAUGGGACAGGGGGGCAACCAUUGUAUAG
Metarhizium album ARSEF 1941 is the source of this 1173-nucleotide messenger RNA. RefSeq lists its product as uncharacterized. The record is from RefSeq and is a predicted model, not a curated record. NCBI's taxonomy places the organism in Eukaryota, Fungi, Ascomycota, Sordariomycetes, Hypocreales, Clavicipitaceae. The coding region runs from base 1 to 1173 and encodes 390 amino acids. The transcript has 4 exons.